Messenger RNA from Rhizopus microsporus ATCC 52813, 417 nucleotides. RefSeq lists its product as uncharacterized. NCBI's taxonomy places the organism in Eukaryota, Fungi, Mucoromycota, Mucoromycetes, Mucorales, Rhizopodaceae. The record is from RefSeq and is a predicted model, not a curated record. The coding region runs from base 1 to 417 and encodes 138 amino acids. The transcript is spliced from 2 exons.
AUGCAAUUGAUAAUUUUCGGAGACGGCAUGAAAAAUAAGGACCAUGUCAAGUUCAAAGGUCUUCGGUGUGGUGUUUCUGACAAGUUGUACAAACAGCUUCAACGACGUGAGAGGUUAGGGGAACUUCUUCUCCUAGGUAUAAACGAGCAUAAUACCUCGAAGACGUGCAACAGCUGCUUGGAGAGCAACUUGCAAAAUCUUAGGUGUGGAAGCGGCGAAGAUGAAUGCAAGAUCCAUCAAGCAUUAAUUUGUAAAAGAUGUAAUAUUUUUUGCAAUUGUGAUGUGAUGGGCGCUAAGAACAUGUUUACCAUUGCUGAAUCCACCUGGAACGGCAAUGGUCACCCUAAUGUCUUCCAGCGACAAAGCACCACCUCCAAUGUGGUUGUCACGUCUCACUCCGGUGGGGCGCUGGCUUAA